Messenger RNA from Vigna radiata var. radiata (mung bean), 2064 nucleotides. RefSeq lists its product as uncharacterized. The transcript has a single exon. Lineage: Eukaryota; Viridiplantae; Streptophyta; Magnoliopsida; Fabales; Fabaceae. The record is from RefSeq and is a predicted model, not a curated record. The coding region runs from base 1 to 2064 and encodes 687 amino acids.
AUGACCACAAGAGGCAUGGAAAAUCUAGAUCUGAUCCAGAUGAUAAGAGAACUACAAACGCAGCUAGAGGAACAAGCUCGAACUAUUGCAACUUUACAGCAAGAGUUACAACAGAAGAAGACCGACGAUGCCGAACGCAGUAAAGAAAAACAACACGACCGGGAGACAUCAGAAGACAGUCAAAAUCAUAAUUCGCCUCCUCCCCCCCGGUCCCCGGACUUCUUGCCGUUCACUGAUGCCAUCAUGCGGGCCCCUAUGCCCGACCGACCUCCGCCUCAAGUUGAAAUGUUUGAUGGCACGACGAAUCCAGAUCAUCAUUUGCGAAACUUCAUUGAUUCUAUGGCCUUUUACACUCAAAGUGACCCGGUAAAAUGCCGGGCGUUCUCCGUGUCACUGAGGGGUGAAGCCCUAGAGUGGUAUUACACCCUUCCACCCAAUUCGGUGGACAGUUUCCGCACGCUGAUGGGCAUGUUCAAAAAACAAUACUCCACCAACCGGUACGAGGAGGUUACUACGGCCGAGCUAGUCAAUCUCAGACAGGGGAAAGACGAAACUCUCAGAGCCUUCAUGCAUCGAUACAAUCACGCCGCUCGGAGGAUAAAAGGCGCCAGUCCCGAAUUCAUUAUUAGCAGUCUACCCAAUUGCCUAAAAACAGGAUUCGUCUCUGAAAGCUUAUACGCCGAGUUGCCCAGUACGUUGGAGGAGUUGCAGCAAAAAAUGGCCAAAUUUAUCAAAAUGGAGGAUCAGAGGAUCUUUCGGAAACAACAACACGAGGAGCAUCCAGUAAGUGGUAACAAGAAGGAGGGGAAGCGUCGGGUUGAGAAUGCCCGGGAUCAGAAACCACCGGCGAUUCUAAACCCUAGAUACGACCGCUAUGCGCACCUUACUGUCCCUAGAGAAAAGGUGUUGGAGAGGGCUCUACAGUCCAACCUGAUCUUUCAAAGAAGAAAAUUUCCACCUAAAAACGUGGACACGGCGCAGAUAUGCCGAUUCCAUAAUUCAGGGGGGCAUACUACUGAAGGCUGCCAAACUCUCAAAGACGAAUUGGAGAAGUUAAUUCGUGCUGGACACCUCCGGGAAUUCGUGAAGGAGGAUUCUGGCCGCACAGGACACUCUCCCAGAAAGACACGAAGAAGCCCAAAACAUGCAAAGCAGAAGGGUAACCACUCACGCGACCGUUCUCGUAGUCCCCCGAGGCACAGAUCCCGUAGUCGACCUAGAGAGCGGGAUCUCACGGUCAAAGGCAGGAUUGAUACUAUUUCGGGCGGUUUUGCUGGAGGAGGUGCUUCAUCCUCAGCCCGAAAGAGACAUUUGAGAAGUCUGCACAGCGUACACUCGGUGGUACGCAAUCCAGUGUCAAUGCCUGAUAUAACCUUCACAAACAGGGAUUUUCAUGCACCAGAUCCUGAUCAAGACGAUCNCAUGGNCAUCACAGCCCGCAUUGCACAGUAUNAUGUGGGCAAGGUNCUUGUUGAUCAAGGCAGUUCANUCANUAUACUAUACUGGACAACCUUCCGAAGAAUGGAAAUCGCAGAAGAUGUGAUUGCUCCGUUUAACGAGCAAAUUGUUGGUUUUGCUGGAGAAAGAGUAGACACCCGGGGGUAUCUCGACUUGCGAACCCGCCUAGGGUCCGAUGAUGAUGGUAAAGAGCUCCGAGUUCGUUUCUUGCUGGUGGAGGAGAACACGUCCUAUAAUGCCCUUCUAGGACGUCCUUGCCUAAAUGCUUUUGGGGCGAUCGUCUCUACCCCACAUUUGGCAAUGAAAUUUCCUACCGACAGAGGAAAUAUAUGCACCGUUUGGGCAGAUCAGAAAACCGCCCGUCAAUGCUACGUAGUCGGUCUAAAGGUGACGCCUUACAGAAGAGAGAACCGUACUGAAGCUAUUCUUAUUUAUCUUGAUCCCAGGACCAAUACGGACGAGCGGAUACAACCUCAAGGCGAGAUAAAACCUUUCAUAGUGGGCAAAAAUGAACAACAAACUACGUCCAUCGGGGACAACCUUCAGCCGUUAGAAGAAAAUGCAUUGAAGGAGUUAUUAAAAGGCAACAACGACUUGUUCGCUUAG